AACCACAUUGAACUCUUCUAAAAUCUUAAUUGAACAUAGACCCCUCCUUAACUUAUUAAAUUGGUUCCACCCCCUAGCAGCGACGCGCUCUGAGUUUUUAUCCUAAAACCCUAAACCCCAAAUAAUCUGCCUUCAGACUCCGUACAAUGGCGUCCACGCUCAAACUACCAGCCAAUUGUGUCGUUGUUCAGCAACAGAGGCGGGCAGUCUUAGCUAGAGCGGGAACCAGUAGAUUAGAUGCUACUGGUUUCAAUUGGAAGCAAAGAGUUUCAUCAUCAUCAUCAUCGGCUAUGAAUAUGAUCCCAAAGAUGUCAAUUUCAGCCAUACCCAAUCAAAGUCUUGAGAAGUCUUUGCCCAAGAACAAGAUUGACAUCCCUAUCAUGGUAAACUCAUGUAGUGGGAAAAUGGGGAAGGCCAUUAUACAAGCAGCAGAUUCUGCAGGACUCAGUGUGGUUCCCGCAUCAUUUGGCUCUGCCGAGGAAUCGGGGCAAACCUUCCAAGUUGGCGCAAACGAGAUUCUGAUCCAUGGUCCUGAUGAAAGAGAAAGAACCCUUGCAUCUCUUCUCGAGAAGUAUCCCAAUUUGAUUGUGGUGGACUUCACUGUGCCUUCGGCAGUAAAUGAUAAUGCAGAACUAUAUUGCAAAGUUGGAGUGCCAUUUGUGAUGGGAACAACCGGUGGAGACAGGGAUCGGUUGUACAAGACUGUAGAAGACUCACAAGUCUAUGCAGUAAUAUCCCCACAAAUGGGAAAACAGGUUGUGGCAUUUCUUGCAGCCAUGGAAAUUAUGGCCGAGCAAUUCCCUGGAGCUUUCUCUGGGUAUUCCUUACAGGUUAUGGAAUCCCAUCAAGCAAGUAAAGUUGACACAUCUGGAACUGCAAAGGCUGUUAUUUCUUGCUUCCAGAAGUUGGGUGUGUCCUUUGAUAUGGAGCAGGUCCAAUUGAUCCGGGAUUCCCAGCAACAAUUAGAGAUGGUGGGAGUUCCAGAGGAGCAUUUGUCUGGUCAUGCAUUUCAUAUGUAUCAUCUGAGUUCACCUGAUGAAACAGUUUCUUUUGAGUUUCAGCAUAAUGUUUGUGGUAGAUCAAUAUAUGCAGAGGGCACAAUUGAUUCUGUAAUUUUCCUUGCUAAGAAGGUUCAUUCGAAGGCAGAGAAGCGGUUGUACAAUAUGAUAGAUGUCCUGCGAGAGGGUAACAUGCGAUGAUAGUUGGCUUUGUACGAAGGACGUUGUCUGUAUUAGUCUAUUUAUUAGCUUACAACAGUUAAGAUUCUGGUUGAGUAAGAUAGGGAUGUAAGUUUCGGAUUAGCAAUUUCAACCUUAUCUAUGUUCUGUUGUUA
This is a messenger RNA of Prunus avium (sweet cherry), 1333 nucleotides long. Its product is annotated as 4-hydroxy-tetrahydrodipicolinate reductase 2, chloroplastic-like. NCBI's taxonomy places the organism in Eukaryota, Viridiplantae, Streptophyta, Magnoliopsida, Rosales, Rosaceae. Gene Ontology annotation, molecular function: 4-hydroxy-tetrahydrodipicolinate reductase activity; NADPH binding. Gene Ontology annotation, cellular component: chloroplast stroma. The record is from RefSeq and is a predicted model, not a curated record.